Molecule: messenger RNA, 2556 nt
Organism: Zerene cesonia (dogface butterfly)
Lineage: Eukaryota; Metazoa; Arthropoda; Insecta; Lepidoptera; Pieridae
Gene: Snx3
Product: sorting nexin-12
Exons: 4
Coding region: 106-603 (165 amino acids)
Biological process (GO): late endosome to Golgi transport; endocytic recycling
Cellular component (GO): early endosome membrane; retromer complex
Molecular function (GO): phosphatidylinositol-3-phosphate binding
Source: RefSeq, a predicted model, not a curated record
UCUGUUAGAAACGUCAAAAUUUGUUUCACUCAUGUCAAACUCAUUUUCUUUUUGUUGAUUAUAAGCAGGCUUUAAGUUUGUGAUUGCUUAGAUAUAUAAAACGUAAUGAUGGCUGAAGAUACGACAGCCGACGCAACAAGGCGAUUAAACGUUAAAAAACAGACAUUAGACGAUGCGUACGCAGCACCGGCGAAUUUCUUAGAAAUUGACGUGGUGAACCCUACUACGAUGGGAGUUGGGAAAAAACGGUACACAGACUACGAGGUUCGCAUGAGGACCAAUCUUCCUGUGUUCAAAGUGAAAGAGUCGAGCGUGAGACGGCGGUACAGUGAUUUCGAAUGGCUGAGGAACGAACUGGAAAGGGAUAGUAAGAUUGUAGUUCCACCUUUACCUGGUAAAGCAUUAAAAAGACAACUCCCUUUCCGAAGUGAUGAUGGUAUCUUUGAGGAAGAAUUUAUAGAAGAUCGUAGGAAAGGUCUGGAAGUGUUUAUAAAUAAAAUAGCCGGUCACCCGCUGGCCCAGAACGAGAGAUGCCUUCACAUGUUCCUGCAAGAGCCCACUAUCGAUAAGAACUAUGUCCCCGGAAAGAUCCGAAACACAUAACCUUUCAACAUCUUCAUACUGUAAAGCAAUUCACCCAUACGUUUUAUUUUUAUUUGCAUAAUCUGCAAGAAUAUCCUUCAAUUGAACUCUUUAGGUGUACAUAUUUUGUGCUAUUAGUUCAUUAUCUACAGUUUUUCUAUAUAAUACAUAAUUUUUAUAGGACUUGGCAAAAAAAUCUACUAGGAAAUAAAAUUGUUUUCCUACAAAAUUGGCCAAAUAUUGCCAUACUAAAAUGUGUUUGCAAAAAAACGAUUAUAUUUCUUUUUUUUUGCCAGUCUGUCUGCAUGAUUUACUUGGUGUUGCUAUUUAAUUAAUGAUGUUUUUUCUGUAGUAUUUAUAAAAGGGGAGAAUUGCUUUACAAGUAGCCGUCCCAUACAGUGAUAAAACUUGGACCUACACGUAAAUAUAUCAUUUGAUAACAGUAUUUAGGCAAUAUUGAACACUUAUUUCAUUCCACAAACGGAUAGAAGUGAAAUUUUGUUUAUCAUUAUGUGAGACUUGAAUUAUCAAAUGCAAUGAAAAAGUAUGAAAAUUGUAGUUUGGUAUUGUUUGAGGAUUUAAGUAGCAGACCUACGAUUGAAUUGGGUUUGUGGAUAUGCUUUAUUUUAAUUAAACUGAAUACACUAAGUGUAAAUUGUAUAAAUAAAUUUUUUGAAUUCAUUGUGUGGUUUAUAGAAUCUAAUGUAAUAUUUAUUCUUAUCAAUAACAUUUUUUGGCAACAUUACGAAAGUAUGGUAUCUUUCUUUCGAUUCCAGUUAUUUUACAUGAUUUUUAAGAGAUUGCUGGUUCAAUCUGAAUAGAAAUAGUUAAUUUUUUUUGGGUCAUUCCACAAACUCGGGAUUGCUACAUAUUUUAUAUGCAAAUAUUUCACUUCUGUAUUAUUGUCUAUGUCACCGAUGUGUAAGGUCUGUCGGAAAAUAAAAAUUGUAUUUUAGAACAAAAAUAAUAAAAUUAUAUUUAAGAUACCUAGUUGUCGUUAAGCAAUAUUAUUGGUAUUGUUGAUAUUGUUUAUUGAUUGGAGCGUUUGGCGUUAAGUUAUUAGAAAUGUGGUUAUAAUACGGCCCUGCGUUAUUUUUUUUUUUUACAAAGCAUAUUUCGCGCGCUUUACGUUGCGAAGUAAGCGCGAGAUUUUAUGUACAAAUGUACAUGACUUACUCUUGCUUUGAUUUUAAUAACCAUUAAAUUGAAAUUUAUUUAAACACGUACUGCAAUAAAACAAGGAUCUGAUUUGAAAAUUUAAUUUUUUUUAUACAUAUUGUAUUUAUAUACGUUUAUACAAAUUAUUUUUUGCAUCAUUUAUCUGUGCGGAGAAAAUGUAGUAUUUUCAGUAUCUUUGAUAAUAUUACGCAUUAAAUUUGUGAAAAGAGGCUCAGAUUUAGAAAACAUUGAGAUUACAUUAUAUUAACGUGGGGCCUGAAUAUAAAUGUAGUUGUUUGUAAUCGUUCGAACUAAAUAUUAAGUUUAUAAAUCUCAUUGUUUUUACGAAUCAGUCAUCACGUUCUGAUAUAUUUAUUAUGAUCGUCUAUUUUUGGCGUUUGACUUUGUUUUUUGUACAUUUUCCUAUUUUUUUAUUUUUUAUUUUAAUGGUAUCAUGAAAAUUUUAAAACAUUUUCCAGUUAAAAUCAUCUAAAAAAAACAGUUUUUUUUUCAAAAACAAUGUAUACUUGGCUGUAAUAUUUUAAAUAUUCAUUCAAAUAUGCGCUGAGAAUAGACGAAGAUUGUAUAAAUGAGUUAGUUUUUAGUUAACGUCUCAUUUUGCUAAAAUGACAUACAGUUAAACAUUACAGAUUAUAAAAUAUAGUUAUAGCCCUAAGGCCCAUUUAAAUAAAGCCUGAUUUAUCUGUAUCUAUUGCAACACUUAUAUGUAUAGUCUAUUUACACCAGUCGACAUUAAUUUGGUUUUGUAAAUCAUGUUAGGUUAGGAUAAUUAAAUAAAUUUGCUAUGGUGUCGAA